UUUUGCAUAAGCGCAUAACUAUAAGCAUAAGGAAAUUGAUUGGUUCAUUUCCUUAUGCAUAUAUUUGUGGACCAAUCAAUUUCUUUAUGUUUAUGAUUAUGCGCUUAUGCAAAAGUGUGUGCUCCUCGCUUUGUCCAUGAUACUAUAACUUGUGUAUGAUAGUUAAAUAAUUAUUCAGCCAUCAAAUACAAGUAAUAUAGAGUGAUAUACCAUCGAACAUAAACAAAACUUUUAUAUUUAACUAUCAAAGACAAGUAAUAUUAUGGAGAAGAAUAAUUUAUGAUGGAAGGAAAAGAAUAUAAAAUUUCUAAUUUUCUAAAUAACAAAAUCGAAAAUGAGGAAACUCAAUUUUUAUUUUUUUUACUUUUGUUUUCUAUGCUCAUACAAGAUAUUAGUAUGCGACAUAAAUAUACGUGUGACCUUUAUAUAAAAUAGAAAUACAAAAAUAAGUAAAGAAGAAAAAUAAGAAAAUAAGAAAAAAUUCAGUAGUGAUCGAUCAAACUUAAUCGUACGAAUAAAUAAAAAUAUCGAGUAAAAUUAAUAAAUUCUUUAAGUGACAUCUAGCGAUGUCGUAAUAAAUAUGUGCGUGAAUAAUAUAUUAUCUGUAAAUCAUUUAUAAAUCUAUAAAUAUUCGAUAAAUGUUAUCUGUUAUAUGUAUAUAUAUUCAGCAAUUUAGCUUAAUGUUUAAUAAACUAUACGCCAUUGAUACAGUAGUCUGCACGAAGAGUGGAACAUUGUAUUAACUCAGACUUUCUAAAAGAGAAACUACAGUUCAAGGAGAAAUUGUACAGUUAAAAAUUCAUCAUAUUUACAGUUAUCUGAUCAGUUUAAUAACAAACAUUACUAUAAUAAAGAAAUGGAUAUAAAUAUUAUAUGUCUCGUUUUCAUUAUAUUUGCAUUGUUUAUAGUGUUAUCUGGAUUACUAUCCAAGUAUAUACAUGCUUAUUUACCUAUAAUACCAACAGAUAUGUAUAGCAAGUAUGUUAUUGCAAAUAAUACACGUAAUAUGAUAUUAACAAAUUUUAAUGUGCCUAAAAGAUGGUAUAAACAUUUUUAUAUUUUUUCUGGACCAGCAUCGACUAUUACACUUUGUUUCAUUUUGUACAAAUUUCUGUUUAAUGGGAAUAUACCUGAAAUUAUAUUUGCAUUAUUGGAUAUGUUAUUAGGAACGUCAAGAAAACCUUUGAUACCAGUAAAAAAUGUAAUUUUAGCCAUUGUUAUAUUAAAUGUACACUGUUGGAAAAGAGUUUACGAGACAUGUUAUGUUAAUGUAUUUAGCGAUCAAAAAAUGAAUAUAAUUAUUUAUUUGAUUGGAUUUAUACAUUAUGCAGGAAUAUUUCUGUGUAUAAUAGGCGAAUCUGAAGGAUUUAUUAGAGAUUCAAAUACAAAUGUAAUCUUGUACAAAUUAACAACUAUAGAAUUAAUUUGUGUGCUUAUAUGUUUAUGGUCAUCAUACAUGCAACUUAAAAGUAAUUUUAUUCUUGCGAGACUACGUAAGAAUCAACAUGGCGAUAUUGUAUCUAAAGAGCAUAAGAUACCAUUUGGUGGAUUAUACAAGUAUAUAUCAAGUCCACUACAACUUACAGAAAUAAUUAUAUACAUAAUGUUAUCUGUGAUUCUUUGGCAAGCUUCUACAUUCCAUUACAUUACUAUUUGGGUUAUAACAAAUCAGUUGAAAUGUGCAAUUCUGUCUCAUGAAUGGUAUCACAAAACUUUCAAAAAUUAUCCAAAAGAGAGAAAGAUUUUAAUUCCUUAUAUCUGGUAAUAAAGAAAAAUAUCAGAAAGAAAAACCAGGCCAUUUAUAUCAUUUUCCGAGG
This is a messenger RNA of Cataglyphis hispanica, 1817 nucleotides long. RefSeq names its product polyprenol reductase-like. NCBI's taxonomy places the organism in Eukaryota, Metazoa, Arthropoda, Insecta, Hymenoptera, Formicidae. The transcript has 5 exons. Gene Ontology annotation, cellular component: endoplasmic reticulum. The record is from RefSeq and is a predicted model, not a curated record. Bases 857 to 1765 code for a protein of 302 amino acids. Gene Ontology annotation, biological process: polyprenol catabolic process; dolichol-linked oligosaccharide biosynthetic process. Gene Ontology annotation, molecular function: 3-oxo-5-alpha-steroid 4-dehydrogenase activity.